Molecule: messenger RNA, 1459 nt
Organism: Spirodela intermedia
Lineage: Eukaryota; Viridiplantae; Streptophyta; Magnoliopsida; Alismatales; Araceae
Source: the annotation of a GenBank genome assembly
AUGAAAUUUUUCUUGCUAAUAUUUCUACAUAUAGAGAAGGUUAACUAUAUUUCUUUGAUGGGGAAUAGUGGAAACCAAGGGUUGGAACCCUUGGAAAGUGGAUCUAGUAGAUACGGCCAAAUAACAAUAAAUUUAAAUGUUCAUUUCAUUAGAUUACCUACUAUGUUGAUGUCGUGUCAACCCAAACUUUCUAUGGACAUGAUAAUUUUGUACUGAUCCACUUAGUUAAAAUUAAGAGAAACAGCUUAAAAUAGAUAAAAGUGAGAAAACACUUUAAGUAAUUCAUCCCACCUCAUUGUAUUUAAUGUAACCUACAUUGCAGCAUUCAGUAGUCUAAUAAGGAUAAAUGUUUCCCAAACACAACCAAUAGAUUGUUGUACACCCUCGUCUUUGACCCCCACUAAACCUUACUCAACAUAAUUAUCCUCGUUUCACUCCAUUCAUACACCCUCAACCUCCUAUUCCAAUGUCCCCAUUACUCCUCAUGCUUUUUGCAUCUUUUCUAAGGAGAUGAGCAAGUUUACUGCCCACAUUAAAGACCAGACUAAUGAAGGAAAAAUUGGUUAUGUUAUAUCAUUUUUGCAAGCAUUGUCUUGAUUUUUUUUUUUCACCUUAGCCUAUUAUAUUCCUUUGCAUCUUUUGUUGUUGACAAAAAAUUAAUUAAAAAUAAACUCAGAUUGAUGCUCACAUUUAGGGAGAGAUUACCUACUAUGUGCUUUAAUAAAAAUUGAUUUCAUUCUAGUGAAAUGUUUCUGAAAUGUAAUCCAAAUGAUAUAUUUAUCAUUCAACAAUUUAUCACAAAUUUUUUUUUCUAAAAUUUUCUUAACAUUAAAAAAGGGAAGAUCAUUUCUUUAAACUAUUAAUAUUUUAAGUUAUUAGAUAAGGUCCAUUUGUUGUUUGACUGUGAUUUUUAGGUUUAAAAGCAUGAAAGGAAUCAUCUACCAAGAAAUUGAAAUAAAUUAAGAAAAUUUGAUGGAAAGUAUUUUAUAAAGAAGAUUCCAAAAACUUAGAAUUCAAGAUAAGAACAUAGAAAACGAAGGAUUUUUCUCUAAAAUCAGUUAGGAUGCAGUCUAAAAAUUAUUGUAAUAUCAAGUUAGCCAUAACAUCCACAAAGAUGUCUUAAUAAUUCAGAAAAUCGAAGAUAGAAAAUAACAUAUUGAGAUAAUUAAAAACAUGGCCACGUGAGACCACAAAGGCAGUUGACUUGGGUUUUUGAAUAUUCUUUUUCCCUUUCAUUUCUAUUAUUUAGAUUAAUAGGAAAGUGCUUCACAAUGUUUAUAGUUAUCCAGCCACUUGACCUACUACACUCUCCAAGUAGCGCAUAUCCUUUUUCUUGUUUGGGUUUUGCUAAAUGUCUAAUAAAAUAUACAAUAAAUUACAUGCUUUAGUUGUCUUCCCUAGAUUUUAUAGUGCUAACAAACUCAAGAUCCAAUUCAGGAAUCUUCUUCAAAAAUCUUAG